Molecule: messenger RNA, 1679 nt
Organism: Notechis scutatus (mainland tiger snake)
Lineage: Eukaryota; Metazoa; Chordata; Lepidosauria; Squamata; Elapidae
Product: cytochrome P450 2K1-like
Biological process (GO): xenobiotic metabolic process
Cellular component (GO): intracellular membrane-bounded organelle; cytoplasm
Molecular function (GO): iron ion binding; heme binding; oxidoreductase activity, acting on paired donors, with incorporation or reduction of molecular oxygen, reduced flavin or flavoprotein as one donor, and incorporation of one atom of oxygen
Source: RefSeq, a predicted model, not a curated record
UUGGCAGACACUCUCCUUGAUCGUAUUGUGUGGCAAACUUUUUAUUAGAACCACAAAAGAACUUGCCAAUUAAAAAGAAAUGGAUUGGAUUGUUUCUAUUUCAAUACUGUUUUUAUCUACACUUAUCAUGUUGCUCCUUUUCAAAAUGGGAAACCCCUGGAAGAAGAGCUCCAAAGAUUUUCCACCAGGACCCAGGCCUUUACCUGUUGUUGGAAGCCUCCACAUAAUGGAUCUGAAGAAACCUUACCAGACAAUGUUAGAGCUAUCGAAACAGUAUGGACCUGUAUUCAAAAUCCAACUAGGACUCCAGAAAAUAGUGGUGCUAACAGGAUAUGAGACCAUAAAGGAAGCUCUGGUGAAUAAGGCUGACGUGUUUGCUGAGAGGGCCCCUGUCCCCAUAUUUGAGGACUUUUCAAAUGGUUUUGGAGUAGCUUUUUCCCAUGGUGAGAACUGGAGGGUGAUGAGGCGAUUUAUGUUAACCACAUUACGGGACUAUGGGAUGGGUAAGAGGUCCAUGGAAAGCAGAAUAGCUGAAGAGUGCAGUUUCCUGGUAAAGGAGUUUGAAUCUUAUAAAGGAAAACCAUUUGAAUUCAGAAGAAUUGUGACUGCAGCUGUUGCCAAUAUCAUAGUAUCCAUUUUACUUGGGAAACGAUAUGAUUAUGAAGAUCCAAGAUUUAUUAAAUUAUUUAGCUUGGCAACAGAAAAUGCCAUGCUUAUGGGAAGCCCAACCAUGCAGCUGUAUAACAUGUUUCCCAUGCUUGGCUUCCUUUUUGGCGCUCGUAAGAAAGUCCUGAAGAACAAAAGGGAAUUGAGUGCUUUUGUCAAUGAAAACUUCAUCCAAUCUCUCAGUAAUCUGGAUGAAAAUGACACAAGAAACUUUAUUGAUUCAUAUCUUGUCCAACAGCAACAGGAAAGGAAGAUCCAGAACAAUGGGUAUUUCCACCAUGAAAAUCUAGAAGAGUCAGUGAUAAAUCUAUUCAUGGCUGGUACGGAAACAGUCUCAAGCACCCUAUUUUGGGCCUUUACUCUAAUGAUGAAGUACCCUUUAAUUCAGAAAAAGGUCCAAGAAGAAAUAACAAACAUUGUUGGAUAUGUUCAGCCAAGAGCUGAACACCGAAUAAAAAUGCCAUACACAGAUGCUGUAGUCCAUGAAGUUCAACGAUAUGCUGAUGUCAUUCCUUUAAACUUGCCACAUGCAACUACAGUGGAUGUUAACUUUAAGGGCUAUUUCAUUCCAAAGGAUACUUAUGUCAUUCCCUUGCUGACUUCUGUGCUCCGUGAUGAAUCUCAGUGGGAGAGACCUCAUGAAUUCUACCCUGAACACUUUCUCAACACUGAAGGAAAAUUUGUAAAAAGAAAUGCAUUCAUGCCUUUCUCUGCAGGUCAGAGAUUAUGUCCAGGUGAGACCCUUGGCAAAACCGAAAUAUUCAUGUUCUUUACUAGUCUUUUGCAAAGAUUCAUCCUUCAGCCUGCUCCUGGAUUAUCAAAAGAAGACCUGGACAUGAGCCGUGCAGUUGGGUUUACAACACCUCCCAAGACUUCAAUAUUAUGUGCUCUACCACGUUUCUAAAAAUUACAGAUAUUCAGAGACUUAUAAGCAGGGGGUAUUCAGCUGAUUCAGACUGGUCAGGUGAACCGGAUGUUAAAUUUACAUGUUAAAUUUUUGCUGAACCGGUAGU